AUGGUGCAGACUCGUUCUGGGCUCGCCACGGUGUUCAUUGCGCCGCGCACCAGGGCGAAGAAGCGUGUAGGACCAUUUCGCUUCCUCGACUUGCCAGCCGAGCUGCGAGUCUCCGUGUACGAACAAGCGGUUCCGCAAACACGUGUGGGGGUAGAAGUCUUUCGUCUGCACCAUCUCGCCCACACUUGCCGACAAAUACGAAGGGAGUCGAUCGAUACUGUCUGCGCGAAAUCGAAGCUGGUCGUUUGGGCCUCCUUAAACCGAUCCAGCUCAUCAUUCGAAAGCUUGAAGUGCUUACAGCCGAUCACCUACCGGAAAUUUGAGGAGACAUUUGGAGACGACUUUCGCUUCUGUCAAGUCGAGUGGCGAGUGUACAGCACCCUGAAUAACAAGUCCGAGGGUCUCUAUUACCCUCUAGCACCGAUGCGUGCGCAAAGGUACGCAACAUGGGAUGUGCUUUUCGAGUUUGACAUGGAAGUGGAGGAAAAUGGCAAUCUGUACUUUUCAGCACUGGAGCCGAACUCCUUUGUUUUAGACAGCACGGCAUGCACUCUAGCGGUCCCAAGUCGCAUACCGUGGAGUGCUAGGCGCAUCGCAAGCAGAGAAGGCUUCAAAGGCUUCACUCCCAAAGACUUGAACAUCUUGCGCCAGGCGAAUUGGUAUUAG
This is a messenger RNA of Zasmidium cellare ATCC 36951, 666 nucleotides long. RefSeq lists its product as uncharacterized. The transcript has a single exon. Lineage: Eukaryota; Fungi; Ascomycota; Dothideomycetes; Mycosphaerellales; Mycosphaerellaceae. The coding region runs from base 1 to 666 and encodes 221 amino acids. The record is from RefSeq and is a predicted model, not a curated record.